Molecule: messenger RNA, 7087 nt
Organism: Epinephelus fuscoguttatus (brown-marbled grouper)
Lineage: Eukaryota; Metazoa; Chordata; Actinopteri; Perciformes; Serranidae
Gene: stk24a
Product: serine/threonine kinase 24a (STE20 homolog, yeast)
Exons: 11
Coding region: 476-1777 (433 amino acids)
Biological process (GO): protein phosphorylation
Molecular function (GO): protein kinase activity; ATP binding
Source: RefSeq, a predicted model, not a curated record
UUAAGCAAGAUGGCGCUGGGCGACAGAGAAAAGUGAUGAGAGAAUAGAACAACAAGCGAUACAACUAAAUAACAGUGAGCAUUUGUUUACCCUGUGCGACUGUUUUAAAACCGGACCGCUAUCUUAUCAUCUGGAAGCUGCCAGGCACCUACGGAGAGACCGCACCGGUCUACGGACAUAUAAUUAAUCAGCCAACUGUUUGCUAACUAGCGGCUAAAGUAGCUAGCAUAGCUAACGUUCGCUAACUGCGGAAGGCGAGUGAGGAGAAGGCUGGCAGGCGGCUCGAAGUAACGUUACAAACCGACAAGUCGAGCAGCUGAUUUAAAAACAAGCAACCUGUCCGUGUGAUACAUCAACUACCAGUACAGAGUUUCUGGCACGGACCGGGUCAUCCUAACCAGGGGUCGGCGAGGAAACACCUCUGAUAAGGAAGGCAGAAAAAGACGAGAGGCGUCAUUUUUGCUGAUCUGACGCCAUGGCUCAUUCCCCUAUUCAGAGCGGACUGCCGGGGAUCCAGAACUUCAGAGCUGAUCCAGAGGAGUAUUUUACCAAGCUGGACAGAAUAGGCAAAGGCUCUUUUGGAGAAGUUUUUAAAGGCAUCGACUGUCGGACUCAGAAAGUUGUGGCCAUUAAAAUUAUUGAUCUGGAAGAAGCGGAGGAUGAAAUAGAGGACAUUCAACAGGAGAUCACAGUCCUCAGCCAGUGUGACAGUCCCUUCAUCACCAAGUAUUAUGGAUCAUACCUAAAGGGUACAAAACUAUGGAUUAUUAUGGAAUAUCUGGGUGGAGGAUCAGCCCUGGAUUUGUUGGAACCAGGCUCCCUGGACGAAACGCAGAUUGCCACAAUUCUGAGAGAGAUCCUAAAAGGGCUGGAGUAUCUGCACUCUGAGAAGAAAAUCCACAGAGAUAUCAAAGCUGCCAACGUGCUGCUGUCAGAACAAGGCGACGUGAAGCUGGCAGACUUCGGAGUGGCAGGCCAGCUCACGGACACUCAGAUAAAAAGGAACACGUUUGUUGGUACUCCUUUCUGGAUGGCACCUGAAGUCAUAAAGCAAUCAGCCUACGAUUCAAAGGCAGACAUCUGGUCAUUAGGAAUAACAGCAAUAGAACUGGCUAAAGGAGAGCCGCCGCACUCUGAGCUUCAUCCCAUGAAGGUCUUAUUCCUCAUCCCAAAGAACAAUCCACCAACACUGGAAGGAAACUACAGCAAACCACUUAAAGAAUUUGUUGAAGCCUGUUUAAAUAAGGAGCCCAGCUUUAGGCCAACUGCCAAAGAGCUGUUAAAACAUAAGUAUAUUGUAAGGCAUGCCAAAAAGACGUCCUAUCUGACAGAGCUGAUUGACAGAUACAAGAAGUGGAAGUUACAGCAGUCUCGGGAUGGAUCCAGCUCGGAUGAAUCUGAUGAGGAGCCAAAUGGCCAGGCUUCUGGUGGAGAUGACGCUGCCAAUGAUGACUGGAUCUUCAACACCAUCAGAGAGAAGGACCUGAAAAACUUUCAGAACGGGGCAGCACAGCCUGCUGAGCUCGAAAGGACACAGGUGCAGGAGAGUCCAAAGAGGCCUUUGUCACAAAGCUUAUCAACAAUCUUUUCUCCAUUGUUUUCUGAGCUGAAAGAAAAGGGUGAGACGAGUAAUGGCAAGCCGGAGGCUGCAGAGGAGCUGCGGGAGGCCAUUUUCCUGGCAGAAGAAACACACCCAGGGAUCUGUGACUCCCUGGUAGCUGAACUAGUGCAGAGACUUCAGAGGUUUUCUGUGCCACAGGCAGCUGCCAGUCACUGAGAGGAGCUACAUCCAGCUCUGCUCUAAUUUUCCACCCUGGUGGCAGCAGUCAGAUCUUUUCCUCUGACCUCCACAGCCGGGAUGAAGUCUCCCAGGAAGGUCUCCAUCACUCAUUUGCCUGAAGCAAAUCCUGGCCUACUUAAUGUCUGUUUAUACGCUAGAACACCACCAGAGGGUCCUAUUUAGGACAGUCAGUGGCCAGCCACUCAGCUGCCACCAUGACUGCCACCUGCUGUAAGAUGUCCCUUCUCAAUACCUCCUUCACAACUGUUUUUUAUUUUAAUGGUGGAGUCAGCUAUCUUCUUUCUUCAAGGACUCUUGGAGUUAUUGGUUUUGGUGAGUUUGUGGCUUUUUCACAAAGGUUUAAACUCAGCAUCCUUUUUUGGAGAAAGUACCUUGCUUAAUAAAUUGUGUGCAUGUGCGUGUGGCUGUGCGAGAUAUCCUGUGAAAUGUGCAGUGAAGAAGAGUGACGAGUGGGUUGAAGCAUUCUAUUGAAAACUCAGGUAUCCUGCUUUAAGUGGAUUGGGUCCUCUGGGAGACGGAGAGAGCUCUUUAGGGUGGUUGUACAGCCUUGUAAAUAAGCUAAUUUCUACAGAUUCAUGAAAAAAUAAUGGAGCGUUUGUAAUGGAACCACUGUGUACAAAUGGCCAAAUGCAAACUGUAGAUAAUGGUUGUGAGGUAAAUAUUUUGAGAGACUAAAAUGGCCAUAAAUGAGAUUGCCUUGCCUUUCUACUUGUUCUUUUGUAUAUCAGUCUUUGAUUUCUCCAGUUGUAAAACUUUUUAAGUACUCAUCCAGUGAAUGAAAAUGGCUGCCCUCUAUCAUGUUUUACUAGUGAUUUAUUAUGUAUUUCUUAAUGCUCUUUAAAGUUUUGGUUUCAUUCUCUAUGCUGUGGCUGUAAUAUUGUCGGAGAAUGUAAAAAACAAAAGGCUGGAUCGAUGAAGCCCCCACCAGUUUUUAACACUGGAUGCUCUGUUGCCAGCCCCGAUUCCACAAGGCCUCGAGAUGUGUUGGUUUGUUGGACUUUGCCUCAUCCUUUCUUUUCUUUUCUUUUCUUUUUUUUUUGCUGUGUGUUUUUGACUCGUUAGAUAAACUGAGGUUUCGUCCAUUCAUUCCAUUAACAGGGCAGUGCCAUCAUCUAGUUUAUAAAAUCAGCAGACUCUGUUAGUCUUCCUAGGAGCUGCAGUGGUACUAUCUAUCUCCUCAGUGUACCUACAGCUUUAAUUGCACUUCAAGUAUAAAUGCCUUUUGACUAUAAACAAAGUAGCCAUAAAACAGUAGCACGAGACUUACAGUAUUUUGCAGGUAUGCUAUCUGGGACAAAAAGAAAAGUCCGCCUGAAGUCUCACAGCUUGGACUCUGGUGUUGGUCAUGCAGUGUAUUAUUUGCCUGGCUGUAUCUUUCCAUUCGGACUUGUGAGAGGUUUUUUCAGUUGUACAGUAAAUGCAUAUAGACAAAGACUUCUCACAUAGUAGAUAACACUGCUCUCAGAUGUACAUAUUAACAUAAAGCUAGGAGGUGUUCAGAGACCAGCGGCACUGCUACUACUUCUGACUGUAGUUUUAAAAGGAAUGUGCAUGACAGUAUAACAGUAUAAGCCUGUUGGUUGGCCUGAGCGGUAUGCGUUGUAGCACACUGCGGCAGGACUGGAGGAAUGUUGAGUCCUGAACAGAGUUGAAUCAGCCUUAGAGUAUUUGUGAUGAAUGGGAUGAAUAGUAUCAGCUUUAAAAUGUUAGAUCCAAUGCUUUUGUUGUGAUUUCUUCUUGUUUCCCCCCUCUGGCAUUAAAAUGCAUAUGCAGCAAUACAAAGACAAAGACAAAUGAUAAAAGAUCAAAGAUAUUUCUUUCAUUCCUUGCCAGUAUGAUGCAUGCAUGAACAAAUGGACUCAUUUUUCUUUUUCUCAGAUGAGAGGGAUUUUCAUCAUUCUUACAGAGUCAGAUGAUAUAAUAUAUUUGCCACUGGCGAUAUACGGUACACAUUAAACAAGUUAAGAGAGAGUUCAGCAUUUGGGGAACAGAUGAUUUGCUUUCUUGGGGAGAGUUGGAUCAGAAGAUCGGUCUUAAGCCAUAGACUGUAUAUAAAGCUGGACGACACGUCUCAACUUCCUGUACAGCAAUGAAGCCAAAAUAUCUCUGAAAUGGCCACUACCAUCUUGUGCUGGUGACAUCAUUUGGAGGCAGAAUCUGUGCAGUAGUGAUCUCCAUUCUGUCAAGUUCCUGCUCAUACACCUAUCUGAGCAACUGUGGACAACACCAGUAAUUGCGAGCACACUGAUUGGCACACAGCUGUCAAACAUGAGGUCUAAUCCCCUUUUUAUAGUAUCAAAUAAUAAAUUAAAUUGAAUGUAUCAGAAAAACAAACACUUAACCUACAUCAGAGUGAUAACAACUUGAUGUGUACCUCAAGUUUUUAGUUUGGCCCAUGUGCCACACACUAACAUGGAGGGGGCGUGGUAUACUGCAGCCAGCCACCAGGGGGCGAUUGAGAUGUUUUGGCUUGACUUGUCGAGAGCCAUCAUGUCUUCCGUCUUUAUAUACAGUUGAUGGGCUAAGUAAUUAGCUUAGCACAAAGACUGGAAAUGGGGGAAACAGCUAGCCUGGCUCUGUCCAGAGGUAACUAAAGUUGCCUACCAGCACCUCCAGAGUUUACUAAUAAACAUGUCAUUAGUUUAAUUUGUACGAAUAACUGAAGUGUAAAACGACAGUUAGGACCAUUUCUUGGCUUGGAACAGUAACUUCCUGAAGUGUCUGCUGGUUACCUAGCAACAGAAAAUAAAUGCCAGUUGUUGCUAGCUGAACAAUAAUUUAAUUUCCUGUGAAGACGAGCUGUAUCCAUCAUCUUGUAUAACUCUCUUCAAGAAAGCAAAUUUCCCAUAAUGUCAAACUUUUCUUUUAACCCAUUUAAACAGAACAUUUCCUCCUAAUUUCUCUUUAAAGACACUAUUGUUUUCCCUUCUGCUUGGCAAUCAGAAGACACACUUCAAUGGGUAAAAUUCAAUAUUCUGUUUAAAUGAGUAGAAAUUUGUUUACCAAAUCAAGUAAAGGUACAAGGCUCAAUGAUUUCCAUUUGCACAGUUUUCCUUUGUGUUCUUUCUGCUCUUCUGUGAAAAAUGACUCUCCAUUUAAACUUCUCAUGUGAAAUGUGCCAUGUAAGCCCUCCAUCCCAAAAUCUCAAACAGACAAAUUCAAUACAGUUUGCACCUUCUACAUGGUCUUUUAUGACUCUUUACCUUUUUAUGUGUUGCACUCUGCAGAUUCUUUUUAAAACGGUACUUAAAGGGACAGUUUAUCCCCAAAUUAAAAAUGUAUGGGUUUUUUUUUUUUUGUUUGUUGUUUUUUGAGGGUUGUACUAUGAAGCAAGUUCAACAGAGCCAGGCUCUCUUUGCCUGAGCUGUCUUAACAAACCCUAAAGCCUCAUUGAAUUUUAUCUAUGAUAAAUACAAAUAGACUAAUCUAUAAACUGCAGUGUAAAAGAGACUUCAGGAAAUCAGGACCAGUCAUAAAAACUUCAUCGAAAGUGGUUAACGUUAUGGUUUGGUUUCAUGAAAUGACACUGCUUGUCAUAUAUAAGUAAAUGUCAUCCUAAGAAAUAAUAUAGUGAACUAUUAAUGUAUGCUACCUGUGAUUUUUGUAUUUGCGACACAUACAAUAAGCUCCACUGUAGUUGCACAGCUUUGUUGGGUGGCAUUUGUAACUUUUAACUCAACAAGUUGGUUAAAGUGCAUUUGUAAUGUGUUCAUUUAGCUGAGAAUCUGCGUUGCUCAUUAGGGCCUGGCCGAUACAGAUUUUUUGGGGCCGAUGCCGAUUCCAAUAUUAUGGAAUAAAAAAAUCCGAUAACCGAUAUAUCGGCAGAUUAAAUUUUUACGUUUUUCAAUUUAAAACCCCCCGAAAUACCUGCUUUUGAUGGCUUAAAUAUAGUUCAAACGCUGGUUACAAAGAUAUAAAUUGAAGGAGAUAUAAAUAUAAGUGUUAACAUCUAUGGCUAUAUAUGGCUAUAAUCGGCCGAUUAAAUCGAUGGGCUGAUAAAUCGGUCGGGCCCUAUUGCUCAUAUUGAAUAUUUACAUGUGAUGCAACUCAAAACAGUAGAGAAAGGCGCUUUUAGCUGAUUUCAAACCGAAACUCGAGAUUUGAUUUGCAGCAUAAGUUACCAUAGCAAUCUGGCCAGGUAAAAAGAAAGCUACCUUCGUAGGAUGGAAAACCCUGGCUUUAGAUUCAACAUACCUUGCUAAGCCACUGAUAUUGCUUCAUGGUACACCCCUGUGUAGUGCUAUUUGUCAGUCCAAAUUGUUUUGGUGCGAGUUGCCGAGUAUUGGAGAUAUCGGCCGUAGAGAUGUCUGCUUCCUGUCUGAUAUAAUGGAACUAGAUGGCACUUGGUUUGAGGUGCUCAAAGCGCCAUAAAGAUACAUUUGAGAAACUCAACAGGAAUGUCUUUUACAGAAACCAUGACCUGGUUACUCAAGAUAAUCCACAGAUUUUGUGGUGAGCAGUUUUAUGUAGGAACCUUUUUCUUUCUACAGAACUACACCCACCAACUACAUCACUGUGAAGAAGGAAGCGUGCAUUGGCUCAUGAAUGAGAGUCGACAUGUAAACAUUAAUGCUGUCUUCCUCGGUUGAGCUGUAACGUUAGCUAGCUCGGUGUUGCUAGGUAGGCUAGCAGUAGAUGCACAAAUCCUUCUGCAUGGUGAUACGAUUGGCGAUUGUAGUACAGUAGAAAGAAAAUAAUUCCGACAUGAAACUGCUCACAACAAGGUCUGUGGAUUAUCUUGAGUAACCAGGUCAUGAUUUCUAUAAAGAGACAUUGCUGUUGAUUUUUUUAAAAUGCUUUUUCCCCUCUCUCACUAUCUUGAUUAAUAAAUGGCACUACAGGUAGACUAAGAGGAAAAACAUGUAUUUUUGAUUUUGAGGUGAACUGUCCCUUUAAAAAAAAGGCUACAAUAUAAUGUCAUAAUAACACCAGUUUGAUUUUCUUUUUCCCACCUUUGUGUGUUGUAUGGCAAUAAAGCAGUGUGAUCGCCAGGAGUCAUUUCUUAGCACAAGUAGGCAUAUAUUCUAUUAAACUAUUUUUAUAACCCAAAAGAGCAGUAUUAUGUAAUAGAGGGAUAGAGGGAGUAAAAGUUUGGUUCUGUGAUGUGUUACAGUUUCAGUAAACACUGGAUAGCAAUCACUUGAAAUGUAUGUUUCAUUUUGUGUGACUUUGCUGACAGUUUAUAGUACAGUAUACAUGUUUGCUAAUUCAGGACAGUGCUGUUGGAUUUACUGAAGGUUGUCAAAUGAUUAAGGAAAAAGAAUAAAAAAUCCAGUACAAAUUUAA